Messenger RNA from Xyrichtys novacula (pearly razorfish), 8380 nucleotides. The record is from the annotation of a GenBank genome assembly. NCBI's taxonomy places the organism in Eukaryota, Metazoa, Chordata, Actinopteri, Labriformes, Labridae.
UUUGUGUUUCUGCUGUUGCAUGUGUUGACCACAGGGAGUCAGUGUUGAGCUGUAUUUUUUUCAUAGCAGAGGUAUUUUCGGUGCAGCAGUCAUCACGUGAACACGGCAUUAUAACACACACACACACUCACACGCACACUCCUCUCCGGUUACCGGGGCAGUGUCAGAUGUGUUUCUAUUUUCUCUCCAUCCUUCCCUCCGACCCGGAACCACUGAGAGAGAGAGAGAGAGAGAGUGUGUGUGUCUCUCCAUCCUCACACACAAACACGCACACACACAAACACACGCACACACACACUCCUAGCUCCGCCCCUCUCUCUGCACCGAUCCGGUCACAACAGCCGACCACCGACCGCUCUGCGGGCCGGACCGAGCCGGACUGAGCCGGAGCAGAACCUCAACAUGUCCCUGCAGCUGCCGCCGUGCGUGAUAGACUGUGGGACCGGGUGAGGAACACGCACACACGCAUGCACAUACACACACGCACAUGCACACACAUGGAUGCGCACACUGUAAAGAGUCUGACGUCAUUAGUAUGGAGAUUUUUAUUUAUACUCGUGAAUAUCAUGUUUGUGUGUGUGUGUGUGUGUGUGUGUGUGUGUGUGUGUGUGUGUGUGUGUGUGUGUGUGUGUGUUGUUUUGGUUGGUGUUAAAGGGACAGUUCACCCAAAACAAGUGUCUGCAGGACACACAGGUACAGAAAUAAUCAAUAAUAAUCAGGUUAAAGUAACAGUGUGAAUAAUAACAGUGAUUGAUUUAAUAAAUGAGAGUUUAUUUCAGAGUUUUAUCGUCUUUUUAAGGCUCUAAUCUUCGGACAUUAAUAACAUUCAGGUGUUUGUUGUAGGAGUUAUAACAGUUCUAAUAAAGCUGAGGGCCUGUCUGUUUAUCAUGUCUUUAUUAUAGGAGGUAAAUUUGGACUCUGGAUGCAGUGGACGUGUUCUUAAAGGGAUAUUCCAGCGUAAAUAUAAUUUAGGGUCAAAGACAGCCCCUCCAGAGAUGAAUGUUGCCGACCGCUUCAGCCCCAAAAUGUGUAGUUCCCUGAGUGUCGAUGUUAAAGCGUCUGACUUUACAGCAAGAAUACGACAUAAACCACUAAAACAAAACAGAAGUGCUAAUAAAUAAAACAUAGUGAGAGCUUUCACUGUUACUCUUUACUGUUACUGCGCUGCCAUCUUGGAUUAUGACGUCGUUAAAUCGGGGUUGGUGAGGAUCGUCCGACUUUCUGAGUCGGAAAUUCGACUUAAGGGGGGCGUUCCAAAUCCAGUCGGAGCUCGAAAAACCCGUCUUCUGCGUACAUCUGGAACGUAUCAUAAGUUUUAGUAAAUUGUAUUACGUCUUUAUGAUGGGCGGAGCUUAACUUUAGUAAAUCAUGUGACAUCUUUAUGAUGGGCGGAGCUUAGCUGGAAGCUGAAAAAAAAGCCUUUCGAGUGGUUAAUCAGCGAGUGUUUGUCGUUGUUUUCAACAGCAGCUGGAGAUAAAACAGGUCUGUCUAAAUGUGUGAUGUCACUUCCUGUCUGGGACUUCUUCAGUUUUUAUGUGUAAAAAAACUUCAUUCAGAGUUUUAUCGUCAGUUUAUCCUCAUUAAAGUGAUUCUUUAAUGUUCAUGUUCUCCUGUUUUAUGAUACAGACACCAGAGUUUCAAAGAUCUAAAUAUAAAAACACUCGUCCUCGUGUCUCCUGCGGCUCUUUGACUCGUCACUUAUCUCCACGUAUCAAAAUGUCCAGCUGUCAUCGGUGUGCGCCGAGUCUGACCGACUCUGUGAUCAGUCCGCCGCUGCUGCUGCGUCUAUUCUGGUCCGAGUGUCUGAAUGUAGGACAGCUGCAGGAAGGGGAGCAGGAGCUGGAGUCACACUUGGGGAGGGAGGGUCAGCUCUCAGCUCAGAGAGGACAGGGUCCAGAGAGGACGGGGUCCAGAGAGGACAGGGUGGACAAUGAGACGCUCAGGAAGUCCCUGAGACACGCAGACUCGCUGUUGUCCUCCAUUGUUCUUCUACUGCCUUUGUGCAGCUUCAGAUUUAGGAUUCAGGCCCAGGGACCAUAUUUGGACAAGGGGGCGGGGCUAGAGAGGAGUCACAGACCAGAAAAUGACAAGUUAUCAAAGUCAGUGUCUGUGUUCGGUUCUUUUAUGGAGAAAAGAAACAGAAAUGAAAGGAUACGAGAGUCUGACUGAGAGAGUUGAAUUCUAGAGAGACGUCAGUUUUCGAGCUCCUCUCAUCGGCUGCAGACUCUUCACUCCUCUGAGGCCUUUUUUGGGCCUAGAGCCACGUUUUGAGAACCUCUUCACAGUCCUGAUGAACACUGAGAAACAUCGGAGCGGUCCUUUUCCUAACAGAGUGUUUCCUGUGUGUGUUUGUGUGUUUGUGUGUUUCUGCAGGUACACAAAGAUCGGAUAUGCAGGAAACACAGAGCCUCAGUUCAUCAUGCCCUCCUGUAAGAACCGCAAACAGAGCCGCUCAGGGUUCGACUGUCUGCUCUUAUCUUAACCAUCUGUGUGUGUGUGUGUGUGUGUGUGUGUGUGUGUGUGUGUGUGUGUGUGUGUGUGUGUGUUCAGGCAUCGCCAUCAAGGAGUCGGCCAGCGUGGGAGAACAGGCGCAGAGGAGACUCGUACGAGGAGUCGACGACCUCGACUUCUACAUCGGAGACGACGCCGUGGACAAACCCAACUAUGCAACAAAGGUAGGAGGAGACAAGGAGAGGAGGAAGGAAAGGAGAGGAGAGGAGGAGGUGAGGGGAGGGAAGGAGAGGGGGUGGGGAGAGGAAAGGAUAUGAUUAGGUGAGGGAAGGAAAGGAAAGGAGAGGGGGGAAGAGGUGAGUAAGGGAAGAAAAGGGGAGAAGGAUGUGAGAAAGGAGGGAAGGAGAGGAUGAGACGAAGCUGUGGACAAACCCAACUAUGCAACAAAGGUAGAAGGAGACAAGGAGAGGAGGAGGUGAGGGACGGAGCGAAGGAGAGGAGGAGCUUAGGGGAGGGGAGGCAAAGGGUGGAGAGGAGGAGGUAAAGGAGGGAAGGAAAGGAGACAAGGGAGGUGAAGGAGGGGAGGCGAAGGGAGAAGACGAAGCUGUGGACAAACCAAACUAUGCAACAAAGGUAGGAGGAGACAAGGAGAGGAGGAGGUAAGGGUAAGAUAGGAGAGGAGGGGACGAGGAGGAGAAAGUGAGGGAAGGAAAGGAGAGGAGGAGGUGAGGAAGGUAAGGAGAGAAGGGGAUAAGGAGAAAAGUGAGGUAAAGAAAAUCAGAAAUAAGGAGAGAAAGGAAAAAAACAUGAAGAGGAAAAACAGAAUUAAAAUGUGUGUGUGUGUGUGUGUGUGUGUGUGUGUUUGUGUGUGUGUGUGUGUGUGUGUGUGUGUGUGUGUGUGUGUGUGUGUGUGUCUCUCAUCAGUGGCCGAUCCGUCAUGGGAUGGUGGAGGACUGGGACCUGAUGGAGAAGUUCAUGGAGCAGAUCAUCUUUAAAUACCUGCGAGCAGAACCAGAGGACCACAGCUUCCUGAUGGUGAGUGAAGCCCCGCCUCCUCUCUGUCCUCUGACUCCGCCCACCACCAGGUGUGUAUUUAACAUGUGUGUGUUUUUGUGUGUGUGUGCAGACGGAGCCUCCUCUCAACACUCCAGAGAACAGAGAGUACCUCGCUGAGAUCAUGUUCGAGACCUUCAACAUACCUGGACUUUACAUCGCAGUACAGGUGAGACGGACAGGUGAGACAGACAGGUGAGACAGGGGAGACGGACAGGUGAGACAGGGGAGACAGACAGGUGAGACGGACAGGGGAGACAGGUGAGACAGGGGAGACGGACAGGUGAGACAGGUGAGACAGGGGAGACGGACAGGGGAGACAGGGGAGACAGGUGAGACAGGUGAGACGGACAGGGGAGACAGACAGGUGAGACAGGGGAGACGGACAGGUGAGACAGGUGAGACAGGGGAGACGGACAGGUGAGACAGACAGGGGAGACAGGUGAGACAGGUGAGACAGGGGAGACAGACAGGGGAGACAGGGGAGACAGGGGAGACGGACAGGUGAGACAGGUGAGAUGGACAGGGGAGACAGGGGAGACGGACAGGUGAGACAGGUGAGAUGGACAGGUGAGACAGGGGAGACGGACAGGUGAGACAGGGGAGACAGGGGAGACAGGUGAGACAGGUGAGACGGACAGGGGAGACAGACAGGUGAGACAGGGGAGACAGGUGAGACAGGGGAGACGGACAGGUGAGACAGGUGAGACAGGGGAGACGGACAGGUGAGACAGACAGGGGAGACAGGGGAGACAGGUGAGACAGGUGAGACAGGGGAGACAGACAGGGGAGACAGGGGAGAUAGGGGAGAUAGACAGGGGAGACGGACAGGUGAGACAGGUGAGACAGGGGAGACGGACAGGUGAGACGAAAAGACACAGAGACAGACAGACAGGUAGACAAACAGGUGUACCGUGUGAUGUCAUGACCUCUGACCUGUCUCUCUCUCUCUCUUCUAGGCUGUGUUGGCGUUGGCGGCGUCCUGGACGUCUCGACAGGUGGGACAGAGAACUCUGACUGGGAUUGUCAUCGACAGCGGGGACGGAGUAACGCACGCCAUCCCAGUGGUGAGACGCACACACACACUCACACACACACACACACACACACACACACACACACACACACACACACACACACAAACACGUCAUCAUACCUGCUGUUGUUUGGAGGCUCCCUGCUCUCUGAUUGGUCGGUGUGUCUGUCCGUCUCAGGCUGAGGGUUAUGUGAUUGGCAGCUGUAUAAAGCACAUCCCCAUAGCGGGGCGGGACAUCACCUUCUUCAUCCAACAGCUGCUCAGAGACAGAGAGGCGGGGAUUCCUCCGGAACAAUCUCUGGAGACGGCCAAGGCGGUCAAGGUAACACACCUCCUCUACUCCUCCUCUACUCCUCUUUUACUCCUCUACUCCUCAUCCUUUCAUCCUCUACUCCUCCUAUCUACUCACUCCUCUUCUUUGACUCUUUCUUGAUUCUUUCUUGAAUUCCCCUGACUCCUCCUCCUCUCCUCCUCCUCCUCCUCUCCUCCUCCUCCUCUCCUCCUCCUCCUCCUCCUCCUCCUCCUCCUCCUCCUCCCCGUGUUCAGGAGCGUUACUGUUACAUCUGUCCGGACAUCGUGAAGGAGUUCACGAAGUACGACUGUGACCCCGGGAAGUGGAUCAAACAGUACCGCGGGGUCAACGCCGUCAGUAAGACCGCCUUCCACAUCGACGUCGGCUACGAGCGCUUCCUGGGCCCGGAGAUCUUCUUCCACCCAGAGGUCAGAGGUCACUCUCAGAUCCAUGAGUGUUGCUGCAUUCGAGUUACCUCGGGAGUCAGAUGUCGGAAAAUGACGUCACACCUGAGUUACCAGUGUUUCAGUUACCAAGUGUCUUAUAUUCGGACAAGUCAAGCGCUAAAAUAACUUUUGUACAGUAGCCAUCUUAUUUCCACCUCCGAUUUCGCUUUUUUCCGACUUAUGCUGGUAACGUGGUUGUGACGUCACUUUCCGACAUCUGACUUCCGAGGUAACUCGAACGCCACAUAUGACCUGAUUAAUGUGAGCGCAUGAAGUUAGCGUGAACCUAAACGAGGUUUUCUUUCCAGUUUGCUAAUCCCGACUUCAUGCAGCCGAUCUCUGAUGUCGUUGAUGAGGUCAUCCAGAGCUGUCCAAUCGAUGUGAGGCGGCCGCUCUACAAGGUAACUUACCUGAGAACACCUUACCCCCAAUUUUCAACGCAUCCUGAACGGCUCCGAUCUGGAUGGCGGCGGCAAUUUUGUUUUCGAGUUGUCUCUAUAAAGACAGCCACAUAGACAUAUAAGCAGUAGAUUGUGUCCUUCCAGAGGAGGAAAUCUACUUCUAGACUUCUAGAAUCAGCAUCUCCUCAUCCAUGGUGUCAUCGGGGUGAAAUGACGUCUAAAAACCUUUCCUGUGACUCAUCAAAACCAAAUAUCCCGUUUUCCGUGUUAAAGUCGAACAUUUGUCCGUGUUUGUUUGUCAGAACAUCGUGCUCUCAGGAGGAUCCACCAUGUUCAGAGACUUCGGUCGGCGGCUGCAGAGAGACCUGAAGAGGGUCGUCGACGCGCGUCUGAAGCUGAGCGAGGAACUCAGUGGAGGACGGAUAAAGGUGUGACAGGAAGUUCUCGUGGUAUUUGGAGUUACACGCCUGGACUAACACUCGGCUGUGUUUGUGUUUGCAGCCAAAGCCGAUGGAGGUCCAGGUGGUCACUCAUCACAUGCAGCGUUACGCGGUCUGGUUUGGAGGCUCCAUGCUGGCGUCCACGGUAACCACACACACACACACACACACUCUCUCUCUCUCUCUCUCUCUCGUCCUAAAACCUGAACCUUGUCUGUGCAGCCCGAGUUCCUCCAGGUGUGUCACUCUAAGAAGGACUACGAUGAGAUCGGCCCGAGCAUCUGUCGACACAACCCCGUGUUCGGCAUCAUGUCCUGAUGGCGGCAGCGACAGACGGCUGGUUAGCCUGUUAGCGUGCUAUGUCGUUAGCCCUUUGGCCCUUUAGCCUGCUGUCCACUAGAUAGCCAGCCAGCUAGCCCGUUAGCCCGUGGACUCUGCAGCUUGCUGGCCGGUUUACCCGCUUCCUGCUAACCACCAGCCCGCCGAUCUUUCCCUGUUUAGUUCUUAGCCUGUCAGGUCAGGCUAACAGACUGUUAGCGGGUUAGCUCAGCGUCGUUUAGCACAAAGGGGUCUGGAGAAGGUGAAGCACAAAAUUCAGUUUAUAAGCAGUAAAAUUAAAGUUCGGCGUUCUUAAUUUUCCACCAACCAGAGCAACUUUUUCCUCAAGCAACAUCGUCAGUACCCGAAGUUUUCUCCAGACCUGUAACCGGGACUAGCUAGCUGACAGUCUGCUAGCUGCUAGCAUGUUAGCCAUCCUCAUCAGUGUUCGGCAUGUUUGUGUUGGAUUUAAACUGUUCGCCAAGGAGAGCGCCGAGAUACUUCAGGAAAAUUCAGAGGGGCUUUUUCACUUCGUGAGGGUUUUAGUGUCGCUGACGUUUGUCCAGAACUAACAACGAUAAAUUCACUUUCAAAUCAGAGCCGCCAUCUUUGUUUUAAGGUGUUUGUUUAUGAAAAAAUCAAUAACUGGAUCAGAAUUAGGUUAAUGUAAAACUCUGACUGAGUGUCGGUCUCUGUCUUCAAUCUGAAACUUUAAUUUUUAAUUGCUUUAACUUUAACCCGUCAUCGGGCAGAGUUUGUUGAAUUAAAGGGAAAAUACGUAAUUUAUUAUGUUUGAAAACUGCAGAUUUUGUUUCUGUCUGUAUUUUUUUUGUGACUGAUUUUGUUCAAACUGAAAACAGAGGAGGAUCAGGGUCACCGGAACUAAAGACUUAAAGUUCAUUAUUAUUGUGACUUUUUUUGAUCACAACUUCAAUCUCGGAAUACUGAAUUUUCAGAAUUCUGACAUCAAAGUCUGACUUCUUUCUUUAAUCACUGAAUUCUGAUUUUUUUUUUAUUUAAAGAAUUUUGAAAAAAAAAAAUCAGAAUUCAGUGAUUAAAGAAAGAAGGAACGAAACGGGCGAGCAGGAGCGUCUGUUUGUGGGCGGGGCUUGCUGGAGCAGAUCCUGACUACACCACCUUUAAUUUGCAGAAUCAUGACUCUUAAAAUUCUGAGAAAAAACUUAAAGUCAAAAUAAUAAUAAUGAAUGUCCCUUAUCCUUCUCUGUAGAAUCACAGUAUCUACAUAAAGAGACAUGUAACCGCUGAAAUGUACACAUAAGAACACUUUAAUCUGUUUGUUUGAAAUGGUUGAAUCAGCUGAUGUUCACCUGAAUCCCAAACUGUGAAUCUGUGUGUUUGACAGCCUGUAUCAUAAACUUACUGCACUCAGAGCGUCUAUAUUUGUACAGAGUUUAACAGAAGAGAAAUAUCAGAGCACAUAUAUUAGUAACAUGAAUAUAGACACACACACACAUAUAUAUAUAUAAAUAUAAAUAUAUAGAUAUUCUGUAUUUACUGUUUGCUGAGGCAUGAAACUGAUCAGAGGACAGUGAUUAACAUGACCACAGGAAAAAAAGGGAAAAGAGGAAAAAGUCACUUUGAUGAACUUCAGGAAUGCAGUAAUAAAGACAAAUGCAGUAAUGAGAGAAGAGACUGAUCGAUGAUCAAUAAACACUUUAUAUCUGUCUGAAGGAUGAACCUGAACACAAACACGUCCUGUUUUUUGUUGUUUCCAUCUGAUGUUCCUGUCCUCAGCGCCGCGCCUCACCUGAUCAGCUGACCGUUCAGGGGUCAAAGGUCGACUCUGUGGUUGUUUUAGUUUAAGAACGUCUGCGGAGGAUAUAAAGUUCUGUUCUCACGCAGAGGUUCGAUGAAUGUUAUUGAUCUGUGAGUUGAUGCUGAGCUGCUGUCAAUAAAAACACCUUUAACAUUCAGCGCUGGAC